AUGCGCGUCUUCUUCCUCGUCGCUCUGCUCGCCAUGGUUGCUCUGGCCACUGUCCAGGCACGUCGUCCUCAUGGUCCUCCGCAGGGAGGCCAGGGACCACCCCAGGGUGGACCAGGUGCUCAGGGACCGCCUCAGGGAGGUCAAGGACCACCUCAGGGCGGACCAGGUGGUCAGGGACCACCCCAGGGUGGACCUGGCGGCCAGGGACCUCCCCAGGGACCUCCCCAAGGACCUCCUCAGGGUGGCAACUCGUCCUCCUCCCAGGAGUCAUCCUCCCAAGAGAGCUCCAGCGACUCCUCCGCCUAG
Molecule: messenger RNA, 306 nt
Organism: Drosophila elegans
Lineage: Eukaryota; Metazoa; Arthropoda; Insecta; Diptera; Drosophilidae
Product: proline-rich proteoglycan 2
Exons: 1
Coding region: 1-306 (101 amino acids)
Source: RefSeq, a predicted model, not a curated record